AUGCAUUUAUUCAGAGCACCAUACGAUGCGCUCCGACAGUCCGUUACAGCCAGUGUUCCCGCAAUGUUUAAACAGGCCCUUAGUUUUACUAAGGCUGUCUACUUGCUCCAGCCCUUGGCUGCCACAGCGCUUCCGGCGUCUGCUGAAGGUUCAACUGGCUCAAGUAUGGUUAAAGGCAGUUAUGUGGUAAAGAGUGAAUGA
Messenger RNA from Peronospora matthiolae, 201 nucleotides. NCBI's taxonomy places the organism in Eukaryota, Oomycota, Peronosporomycetes, Peronosporales, Peronosporaceae. The record is from the annotation of a GenBank genome assembly.